Camelina sativa (false flax) is the source of this 1079-nucleotide messenger RNA. The record is from RefSeq and is a predicted model, not a curated record. NCBI's taxonomy places the organism in Eukaryota, Viridiplantae, Streptophyta, Magnoliopsida, Brassicales, Brassicaceae.
UCUACUUUAUUUCAGUAGAGAGAUCACUAGAGAGAGAGAGCUUGAACACACGAAGAAACAAACAGCCAUGGCGGGAAUCGAUACGCAGAAGCAGCUUCUCUCUCUGAUCCGCGAUUUCACCUCUGAACGAUCUCGUGGAGAGCAAAGAGUUGUUGGAUUGAAGAAACGAAUCGAGGUUUUACAAUCGGAAGUUGAAGCAGCGAAUUCAGAAGUUGAGCAUGCGAAGCGUAUCAAAGAAGUCGCGGAAGAGGAGCUUAACGGAUACGAAGUUGAAUUGUCUUUGAACGAUGCUACGAUUCAAUCUCUGGAGGCAAGGAUUGGUCUUCUUCAGGAUGAAGUUUCUACUAUUGGCAGUGAGAUUGAUGCUCUUAAGAACAAGGAAGGAUUACUCAGAGAUCAGUUUAUAAGCCAAAUGGAAGAGCUGAACAAGGAAAUAAGGGAGUUCCAGAGAACAGUAGAAUCGAGUUUAAGCAAUGAUGAUAGUACUGGCGUAAAAGCAACUUUUGAGGAUGGUCACGGAGCUGAUUCAGAAACUAUUAAGAAUAUGCUAUCUGAUGUAAAUUCUCAAUUAGCAAAAGAGGAAGAAGGAUACCUGGCUGAGCAGAAGAUACAACAACAGCUGCAGAAGGAGCUUGAUGAGUAUGAGAAGAAAAUGUCACUCAUGGAGUCCAUAACAGAGAAAACAAAUUCAGUUCAAGUUCUUGCUAAGCAGACAUCUGAGUUGGAACAGAUAUUGGCUUCACUCGGGGAGGAGCUGCAAAAGAGAUGCCGUUGCCAACAGUGCCAAGCAGAAAAUUUGGAAGUCUUGAGCGUACUUCUUCAGGGAGAUCAAGACAUGGAAGUAUCGUAGUUAAAGCCACUCUCACUUGUGGUUGCUUGUAGAAAGAUUGAUACACUCGGGUCACAAGAUGGUAAGACACUUUUCACCUCUCAGGAUUUGAGAAACCAUUUUCCUAGAAAUUUUACUAAAUUUGCAAUGAUGAAGCAAACAAUACUAGUCCCUAGCUAGUAUCUUUAACACUGAUCACGUUCUUCGGUCUUAAAAGGUAUGUACGCAAUGAACCACAGUUUUCUUUACA